AUGGACCCUGCCCUCAAAUUUGAACAAACAAUUAUUGCCCGAAAUAAGUAUCUAUUUGAAACUGCAGAACGAGAAAACUCCCCAAUACAGCGAUUCUAUGGAGAUCAAGUUGUGUUUGUGACUGGUGGGACGGGCUUUAUUGGAAAACUACUCAUCGAGAAAUUGUUCCGGACAUGCGCAAUCAAGAAAAUGUUAAUAAUGAUCCGACCAAAAAAAGAUUCCUCGCCACAACAGAGACUUCAUAAAUUAUUUGAAGAUCCCGUGUUCGAUGAGUUACGUAAAAUAAAACCAAAUUUUGUUGAUAAAAUAGUAGCGGUGGAGGGAGAUAUCAGUGAUAUAAGAUUUGGUAUGGAUAUCACUGUCUGGGAUUCAAUGAUUGAAGAAGUGAAUAUCAUAUUUCACAUGGCAGCUGUUGUGAGAUUUGAUGCGCAAUUGAAGACAACAAUUUUAUCUAACGUGCGUGGUACAAGGGAGGCUGUGCGUUUGGGAAAAGCUUGUAAAAAGCUUCGUUCUUUUGUUUACGUCUCCACAGCUUAUACACACGCAACUCGAAGCCGAAUCGGUACAAAGAUUUCGGAAGAAUUUCAAAAGUGUCCUGCAUCACCUGAUAUUCUCAUUCAGCUUGUAGAAACCCUUAAUGAUCAGAAGCUGAAGCUCUUGACACCAUCGUUAAUUGAAGACUGGCCUAAUACUUACUCUUUUUCUAAAGCGGUCGCUGAAGAAGUUAUACGUACCAUGGCUGAUGAUUUACCGGUUUGCAUAGUAAAACCAGCUAUAGUAAUUCCUUGUUAUCGUGAACCUGCGCCAGGAUGGAUUGACAUGAACUGCGUGUAUGGCCCGAGCGGAUUAAUUAUAGGAGUAGGAUUGGGUAUUCUACACGUGUUCUUCGCUGAUGUAAACGUGAAAGUGAAUAUAGUACCAGCUGAUAUUGUAACGAAUGCAGUAGUAACUGCUGGUUGGGAAUCAGCAAGAAGACAUGCGGCCGGUGAUACAGAAACUAGAAUCUAUACUGUCAGUAAUAUCAGAAAUCCGGUUAAAUGGGGUACAAUUGGAACAUUCAUUAGAGGGGACGCGAAAAAGUUAAUGUCACCUCUAGUUACUUAUUGCCCUUGGGGAGUGGAGACUAAAAAGAAAUUUAUGUUUACUAUUUACUCUUGGUUGUUUCACUUUAUACCUGCGUACAUUAUGGAUGGCAUGUGUUUUUUGAUUGGUAAACCUCGAAGAUUCGUAAAGCUAUAUGAGAAAGUCUACAAGAUGACAACGGUGUUUAGUUAUUUCAAUUGUAAUGAAUGGCAUUUUAGCGAUGAUAAUCUACGUAAUUUAUACACGGAAAUGACUGAGGAUGACAAGGAAAUUUUCAAUUUUGAUUUAAAAGAUGUCGAUUGGAUAGAACAGAUGAAUAUUUGGAUAAUAGGACUUCGAAAGUAUAUUGUAAAGGACGGCCUCGCGGGGACUGAAUAUGCCUUAAAGAAAUACUUUUGGCUGAAAUUGGUUCACGUCGUCAUUUCAGCUAUUUAUGUUUACUCCCUAUGGAAAGUGUUGACAUUAAUUUUUUACCUGUUGAGUUUGUGUUUUCAAUUAUUUGGAUACUUGUCCGUUUUACAGAUUUAA
Molecule: messenger RNA, 1611 nt
Organism: Parnassius mnemosyne (clouded apollo)
Lineage: Eukaryota; Metazoa; Arthropoda; Insecta; Lepidoptera; Papilionidae
Source: the annotation of a GenBank genome assembly